Trichechus manatus latirostris (Florida manatee) is the source of this 2523-nucleotide messenger RNA. RefSeq names its product dishevelled binding antagonist of beta catenin 1 (gene DACT1). The transcript is spliced from 4 exons. Gene Ontology annotation, cellular component: cytoplasm. Bases 1 to 2523 code for a protein of 840 amino acids. Gene Ontology annotation, biological process: regulation of Wnt signaling pathway, planar cell polarity pathway; negative regulation of JNK cascade; negative regulation of canonical Wnt signaling pathway. The record is from RefSeq and is a predicted model, not a curated record. Lineage: Eukaryota; Metazoa; Chordata; Mammalia; Sirenia; Trichechidae.
AUGAAGCCGAGUCCGGCCGGGACGGCGAGGGAGUUGGAGCUGCAGGCGCCAGCCCGGGGCGAGCAGCGCGCGGCAGAGCUCGAGGGGCGCUGGCGGGAGAAGGGCGAGGCGGACACGGAGCGGCAGCGCACCCGGGAGCGGCAGGAGGCCACGCUGGCCGGGCUGGCGGAGCUGGAGUACCUGCGCCAGCGCCAGGAGCUGCUGGUCCGGGGCGCCCUGCGCGGCGCCGAGGGCGCGGGGGCUACUACGCCCCGCGGCGGGGAGCUGCCGGCUGAGGCGGCGCAGCGCAGCCGCCUGGAGGAGAAGUUCUUGGAGGAGAACAUUUUGCUGCUGCGGAAACAAUUGAAUUGUUUGAGGAGAAGAGAUGCUGGUUUGUUGAACCAGUUGCAAGAACUCGACAAGCAGAUAAGUGACCUAAGAUUGGAUGUGGAAAAGACAUCUGAAGAGCACCUGGAGACAGACAGCCGGCCUAGCUCAGGUUUUUAUGAGCUGAGUGAUGGUACUUCAGGGUCCCUCUCCAAUUCCUCUAACUCGGUCUUCAGUGAGUGUUUAUCCAGUUGUCAUUCUAGUACCUGCUUUUGCAGUCCUUUGGAGGCAACCUUGACGAUCUCAGAUGGUUGCCCCAAAUCUGCAGAUCUCAUAGGAUGGUUGGAAUGUAAAGAAGGCCACUGUGAAGACCAGGCCUCAAGGGCAGUUUGCCGUUCCCCCUCCACACCACAAUUUAACUCCCUUGAUGUCAUUGCAGAUGUGAAUCCCAAGUACCAGUGUGAUCUGGUAUCUAAAAAUGGGAAUGAUGUAUAUCGCUAUCCCAGUCCACUUCAUGCCGUGGCUGUGCAGAGCCCGAUGUUUCUUCUUUGUCUGACGGGCAACCCUCUGAGGGAAGAGGAGAGGCUUGGUCAACAUGCCAGUGACAUUUGCAUCAGAUCUGAGCUCAACUCCACCAAAACAGACAGUUUCUUACCAUCUCCAAGCAGUUUGUGGUCUGCUUCCCACCCUUCCUCCAGUAAGAAAAUGGAUGGCUACAUUCUGAGCCUCAUCCAGAAAAAAACACACCCUGUAAGGACCAACAAACCUAGAACCAGUGUGAAUGCUGACCCCACAAAAGGGCUUCUGAGGAAUGGGAGCGUUUGUGUCAGAGUGACUGGUGGUGUCUCACAAGGCAAUAGUGUGAACCUUAAGAAUUCUAAACAGGCGUGUUUGCCGUCUGGUGGAACACCCUGUUUGGACAAUGGCACAUUCUCCCCACUGAAGCAGUGGUCAAAAGAAUCAAAAGUGGAACAACUGGAAAGCAAGAGGUUGCCCUCACCAGAGGACUGCUCGUCAGGUGCUGGCACUGAACUUUCAAGUAAGCAUGUGCCAAAAGUCAAAGCAGCCUCCCAAGAAAAUGCUCGGUGUCCCAUUGCUGUGGCAGGGGAGUCCCCUAAAGAAAGUGGUCAAGUCUCAGCUGCCUCUCCAAAAGAGAGCCCUGGGAGAGUCCCUGCCCCCCUGCAAGAGAAUAAAGUUGCCCAGCCACUGAAAAAGAUGUCGCAGAAAAGCAGCCUGCAGGUUGUUCCUCUGGCAGCUCCUCCUCCUGCUGCUCCACUCCUGCCUUCCCUCCCUGUGGAAGAGAGGCCUGCCUUGGAUUUCAAAAGCGAGGGCUCUUCUUCCCAAAGCCUGGAAGAAGGGCAUCUGGUCAAUGCUCAGUUCAUCCCGGGGCAGCAGCCCGGCGUCAGGCUCCACCGGGGCAACAAGAACGCCGGAAUCCCGAAGAACUCAACCCUAAAGCACAGAGUUCAGGCCCUUCACGGGGUGGAACACAGUUUGCCGACCGUGAGGGAGAAAAGCCGGGCUAUGAGCAAGAAGUGUCGGUUUCCCGAUGACCUGGAUACAAAUAAGAAACUUAAGAAAGCCUCUAGCAAGGGGAGGAAGAGCGGAAAUGCCCAGCCUGAUGCCGGUCUUCCCAGCAGGCCCCUAGGUGGCGGCCAUAGGCCUGUGAGCAGGUCCCAUGACCAUGGACGGGAUGCGGUUGUGGCGAAACCUAAACAUAAGCGAGUCGAUUAUCGGCGGUGGAAGUCGUCGGCUGAGAUUUCUUACGAAGAAGCGCUGAGAAGAGCCCGGAGAAAUCGCAGGGAAAACGUGGGUGUGUAUGCAGCACCUGUCCCUCUUCCAUAUGCCAGCCCCUAUGCUUUCGUAGCUAGUGACUCCGAGUAUUCGGCCGAGUGCGAGUCCCUGUUCCAUUCCACCGUGGUGGACACCAGUGAGGACGAGCAGAGCAAUUACACCAUGAAUUGCUUCGGGGACAGUGAGUCUAGCGUGAGUGAGGGGGAGUUUGUGGGGGAGAGCACAACCACCAGUGACUCUGAAGAAAGUGGAGGACUAAUUUGGUCCCAGUUUGUCCAGACUCUCCCUAUUCAAACGGUCACAGCCCCAGACCUUCACAACAACCCAACAAAAACCUUUGUCAAAAUUAAGGCCUCACAUAACCUCAAGAAGAAGAUCCUCCGCUUUAGGUCUGGCUCUUUGAAACUGAUGACCACGGUUUGA